Molecule: messenger RNA, 1384 nt
Organism: Arabidopsis arenosa
Lineage: Eukaryota; Viridiplantae; Streptophyta; Magnoliopsida; Brassicales; Brassicaceae
Source: the annotation of a GenBank genome assembly
CCAAGAGACAGAGGAACUAUCGGAAUCAUCGUUGGUCUCGCCUUCAUGAUCAGAGUGAUGCUUGCUCUAGGGUUGGCUCUUUGUAUGAGGAGAUUCGCGCAUGUACCAAGAAAUUUGCAACUAAAAGCUUGGAGGUUGUGGAGAAAGGGGUCACCAUUGGAACUCGUGGAUCCAACCAUUUCAGAGAAUUGUGAAACCGAGGAAGUGAUAAGCUGCAUCCACAUUGCACUACUAUGUGUUCAACACAGUCCCACUGAUCGUCCCAACUUGUCAACAAUCAACAUGAUGCUCACUAACAAUUCGUACGUUUUACCUGAUCCUCAACAACCUGGAUUCUUCUUUCCAAAUAAAAGCAACAAAGAACGAGAUGGCCUCGAGUCUAGCCAGUCUACGAACAGGGAUCCAUUGAUUGCUGCUUUUGCAACUCUGUUACAAGGAAUUAUCGUCGGAAUCACUGUUGUUCUCGCCUUGGUGAUCAGUGUGCUGCUUGCUCUAGGGUAUGCUCUUUGUAGGAGACGAAAGGCGUCUCAAGAAUUUGCAACUGAAAGGAGCUCAAUGACGAAUUGCGGUACUGCACCACCAGAUGAUGAUAUGAACCCGAAAAUCGCAGAUUUUGGAAUGGCAAGGAAUUUCAGAGUGGACCAGACUGAAGACAAUACAGGAAGAGUAGUUGGAACAUUUGGUUACAUGCCUCCCGAGUAUGUGGCGAAUGGGCAGUUCUCGAUGAAAUCUGAUGUUUAUAGUUUCGGAGUAUUGAUUCUGGAGAUAAUUGUUGGCAAAAAGAGCAGUAGCUUCCACCAGAUAGAUAGUUCAGUAGGCAACCUGGUCACAUAUGUUUGGAGGCUUUGGAACAACGGAUUAUCGUUGGAACUCAUAGACCCGGUCAUAGGGGAGAAUUAUGAUAAAGAUGAAGUCAUUAGAUGCAUCCACAUCGGGUUAUUGUGCGUUCAAGAAAAUCCUGCAGAUCGUCCAACCAUGUCCAAUGUUUUCCAGAUGCUCACUAAUAAUUCAAUCACUCUGCCCGUUCCUCAAACACCUGGAUUUGUCUUCAGGGUCAGAUCCGAGCCAAACCCAUUAGCUGAGAGAUAUCAGCCUCGUUCGUCUACUGCCAUGUCGUUUGCUUGUUCCAUUGAUGAUGCAUCGAUCACGAGCGUCAAUCCUCGUUGAAAUUAGAGUUUAAACUGUAAUGAAUUAUUCAAAAGUUAUGUAUGUGUAAAUUGUGAGAUACUCAUCAAAGUAGUUAUGUACACUUUUAGCAUUUUCUAUUUUUUACAUUCUUAUACCAGCUCUUUGGUCAAUUUACUUACUUAACCGGUCCUCGCUGUCUUCUUUAGCCGGGGCUCACUCACUUUGAUGCUCUUUGUUAUAAAAUCCGUUUAGAUAG